Cantharellus anzutake is the source of this 559-nucleotide messenger RNA. RefSeq lists its product as uncharacterized. The record is from RefSeq and is a predicted model, not a curated record. NCBI's taxonomy places the organism in Eukaryota, Fungi, Basidiomycota, Agaricomycetes, Cantharellales, Hydnaceae. Bases 115 to 399 code for a protein of 94 amino acids. The transcript has 2 exons.
UGACCGCCCCACUGCUCAAAGAGAAGAAAGGCCAGGGGAAUUUUCAGGGCGAUUUGGGACAGCACUGUAACUCACAAUGCUGAAUUCAAUCUGGCCUUCCUCCAUGGACGUCAGAUGAGAGAACCGAUAAGAGUAGCGGGUAAUGCCGGCGUCCGCUGGCAGAGUUCAUCAAAAAAUCACGCGCCAUCGGCAAAAGGACCGAGAGCGCGAGCACAGGUAGAGAGAAGCAUAAACGCCCACUCCGUCACCCCAACCACACCAACCAGCCGCCCUUAUCGAUCGUAUUACGUCUUGCGAUGCUUUCGGAACGUCCCCUCGAAUUCCCGAGAAAGUGAUUUUUACGCUCCAUACAAUAAGCUCUUAUACACCCCCUUUCCCUCCAGAUUUCGAGUCAGAUGAGCAAAUCCGGUCUCAUUUGCUGGACUUCACACCGACGCGUCCUCUCCCGACCCUUCGUGCGUUCAGUGCAUUUGAAACAUCUCUGGCCUUUCAUCAUGGAAGUGAAGGCGAAAUCCCGCGAUCCCUCGUUCCACAGCGCACGAAAUCGAUGUUGCGCCGA